Messenger RNA from Triplophysa dalaica, 4199 nucleotides. RefSeq lists its product as uncharacterized. Lineage: Eukaryota; Metazoa; Chordata; Actinopteri; Cypriniformes; Nemacheilidae. Bases 183 to 1667 code for a protein of 494 amino acids. The record is from RefSeq and is a predicted model, not a curated record. The transcript is spliced from 3 exons.
UGUUGUUGUCAUCAUACGGCCAAUGGCGCGCGGUGCCUGGGCAUUUGUCUAGAAAAAAGGCCAUUUGGACACAAAUAUACUCUACCGUCGGCCGAUUAAAAGACACUUUAUUAACCGCAGGCGUGUCGUGUACUCAGCCGAUCAGAUCUCCGUCGAUCGACAGUCCGAUCUGCGCGUUUAAAAUGGAUGUCAAUCUGACCAUCUCUCUGAUGCGCGGUCAGAUGGGCGCCGUCAUCGAGAAAGCGGUAAACGUGGCGGUGGAGACGGUUUUAGGAGAGAUGAUCCGGGUGGUCGGUCUCAAGUUUGAGGAGAUCAAGCGCGAGAUGACCGUCAAAGAGAAGGAGAACGAGAACAUCAGGAAGAUGUUGGACACGUCCCGCUCUCAGAUGAAAACAAUGCGCAAGUAUAUUACUCUCCUGUCGUCGAAAGACCAGAACAGAGUGUAUCAGGGUGAUGGAGCUGUGACACUACCGGGGGUGAUGUGCAGAAAAGGACCAACGAGCACCUUGUCAACGUGUUCAAAACCCCCAAACCCUUGUACCAGACCUAGAAUUAUCGAACCUGCCCCUGUUAGUGGACCCUCGUGGGUCAGACAGCAGAUGCACAUGCCCAAAGCUCCAAAUGUGGUUCAUGAGCCAAUAAGAAGUGAGAAUUUCCAUACUGAGGAGAUCCAUGGAUCUUCAGGUCAUAAAGGUAAUUCAAGCGGACAGCUGGUGGACAGUCAAGAACUUCUAUCUGAGACCAGUGAUCCAAUAUGGGGUCCAAACCCUUUGACCUCUCCAGAGGCCGAGCACACAGACAUGGCGGACACCAGUGUCCUCUCAACACCCAUCAUGACCGAAGAACCAUCCCAAACUGCCACCUCCAUGACCUUCGGUGCACCUUCGCUAAAGAUCAAACAGGAGGAGGCUGAGGUGGAGAUUGUCUGUGUGAAGGAUGAACACUCAGAGGCAGCCAAUUUACCCAAGUUUGAAUUUUCCAACCAUGAUCUUCACCAACAAAUGGGGGAACCUGAGCUUGGGGUCCCACUCGAUUUACCCGGAUCCUUUCAGGGUCUUCAGUGUCCAGGAACUACAGGAGAAUUUACUAUCCCAUCCUUCAUCGGUGUGGACCCAUCCACCUAUGAUGACUCCCAGCUCUCUGUGGCGGGGGUCCAAAAACAGGUUCGUCCGAGGCGCAAGGACUUGAACCUGUAUGAAGAAUUUAAACGCAGCCGAACUCAGUUGAGAGGACGUAAUGCGAACCGAGGCCUUAACGCAAACAGACGACGCGAACUGGAUCAAACCCUACCUCAGGCUCUGCUAGCAGACCUGGUGAGGGAGAGGAGGGAGAAAACCCGCCUUCGAGUGGCCCGCUGGCGAGCCAAACGCAAAUUACAAGCAUGUUUGAUGGCCUCUCAGGCUGCACAGUUCAGCGGGGCUCCUGUGCAGGGAACACCCGCCCAGCGCGGUGGUCUGAUGUCCACCCGGAGACGGGGCGGGGCGACAGCGCAGCGGGGUGGCGUUGCGUUCAGAAGGGGAAUCUCUGAGACGGGAACUUAUAACGUACUUUUGCAGCUUGGACCGAGCACUUCACAGUCACACAGCUACAGUGAAGAUCGGAUGCUGCCUGGCUCCACAGGUCCAUGUCAACACAAAAUGUCUGGACCGGGAACAAUGUACCAAUGAUACGGUGUGCAGAAGCAGGGUGUAGAGAAGUGAUGUCCAAUCUUGGUGAUGGAGGGGUCAAUGUCCUGCAAAGUUUAGCUGUUGUUAUACACACCUGCACCAGUGAAUCCAAGUCUUUGGGAUUCGUUUUUACAGGCAGAUGUGUUUAAAGAAACAGUUUAACCAAAAAUGAAAAUUCUGUCACCUGCUCAUGUUGUUCCAAAUCUGUUUAAAAUUCUUUGUUCUGAUGAACAGAUUUGCAAGAAUUUUGUAACCAAACAGUUCUUGGCCACCGAUUGACUACCAUAUAGGAAAAAUUGCCACAAAAUAAGAUGAAGAAUACACUGCAAUUUUACAGAAUGUUUCCUGUUAUUUUUUUACCAAUUUUCCACGUAAAAUGUAAAAACAGAAUUUUACCGUUUUUAUUUACAGAAGACUGUAUUCCCUGUACUUUAAAGGGAAAACCUGUUACUUUGCAGUUUAAUUCCGUUUUUAUACGAUAUUUAUUUUUUUACAGUAUUAUUUUUAAAAUACUUUCAAAAACUAUAAAAUAACAGAUAAAGGCAACACCUUUACAAGAAUAAUGGGGAAAAACAUUCAAUAUACAUCCUUACUUCCUAUAAUUUUACAGGAAAAAUAUAUAUUUUACAGUAUAUUCAAGUGCGGUCAUUUUUUUACAGUGCAGAAAACAGUUCUGGGGCACUUUUGAUUACCAUUUUUUCUACUGUGGUAGUCAGUGGUGGUGGCCAAGAGCUGUUUGGUAACAAGCAUUCUUACAAAUAUCUUCCUCUGUGUUCAUCAGAACAAAAAAAAUGAGACUUAUUUGGAACGACUCGAGCUUGAGUUAAUGAAGGCAGAACAUUUAUUUUGGGUGAACUAUCCCUUUGAUGUUGGGGCUAGGGGACACCUAGGGGACAGUUAGUAAAAGGGACUGCGAAUUUUAAUGACGGUUGUAGGUACAUUUUCCAAAACGUUUGCGCUGAUCUCUGCACACAUUAGAAAUACACAGACACAUUAAGAUAACCCAUUUGUGAGAUCUAGAGCAUGAUGAUAACCUCAUCCUGCGAUACAUCAGGUUUUUUCUGAAAAAACCUCAGUACAUUUUAAUCGCAUUGAUCCAAAAUCAUUUGGGUAACAGGAUACUUUCAACGACUGUGAUGCACAUAAACCAUUACAUUCAGCUUGAUCAGCUGAACUUAAUGAAAAUUACCUUAUUUACCUAUUAAGAUUUUUUAAUAACAUUGACUCAACGGAUUUUACACCAUAUUUAACUUGGAAUAAUUACUAUAUUAUGGUAGUUAUGUUGGUUCUUGUUUACUUCAAUUAUGAUUUGAGAAAAGCCAGCAUAAAUGCAGCAUUAUAAAGACCCUGGACUGCAAGAUGGUAGCAGAUGGUGUGAUAAACAAUUUACCUUAUUCUUUUUUAGUGGCCUUUUUUCUAAAAGUUGUCAUAGGUGGGUAUAAUAACCUGACGGUUGCAUUUUGUUAAUAGUCAAUAUUGCUGAAUGCCAGUGCUCAGUGUUAUAUGUGCUGUAUUAACAGAUUAUCGUGUUAGAUUUUUACCAGACUGGUGGAGUUUAAUGUGUGAAGUUAAUUUAGUUCUUAAAUUUCAACAAACAAGUUGGAGUUUGUAAUGUUUUUCUAAAAGAUGUUUAUUAAUUAAGACUGGAAUUAGUUUUUAGAGAGCAAAAUUUAAACCAAGAGGAUUUAUUUAUAUCAGACAUUUUGGUGACACGUUAUAAUCAGGUUCCAUUUGUUAUCAUUAGUUCACUAAAUUAGUUCACGUGAAUUUCCACAGCAUAUAUUUGUCCUAGUACCUCAACUUAUACUAUUUAAAAUCAGAAAAAAUAGAUAUAUUUGUAUUGCUUUGUACUGUGAUAAUGAAUGAGACCUUAUUGUAGUGUUAAUCACUUUCAAACAAACAUUACAUAAAGUGCAUAUAAGGAUCUGAUAACUCUAUUCUAUGCUUUGCUAAUUACAAAACAUCAACCAUCAAAGAGUACAUUUAAAUGUUUUAUCUAUAAAUCAAAAGUACAUUAACAUUUUUUGAAUGACUUAAACAUAGACAUUAGUUUGAGAAUAUGAACAAAGCAUAUAAGGAACAGUAAAACCUUUACAAAGGUUAUACGAUCGAGCUCACUUGUUAAUGUAAUUGUAUUUAUGAAAAUGUUAAUUUUGAGUUGUCAUCAUUUCAAAUGUCUGCAGGUUUAAAGGGAUAGUUCACCCAAAAAUGAAAAUUCUGCCAUAAAUACAAUGCGGAUGAGAGCGGUUUGGUUACUGACAUUCUUCCAAAUAUCUUUACUUGUGUCAGGCGAAACAAAGAUAUUUAUACAGAUUUGGAACAUUCUGAGGGUGAGUGGCCUAAAUGAUGACAAAUUAAAAUUUUUGGAUGAACUACCCCUUUAAUAUAGUUUACACAAUUUAAAUAUUAACAAACAUUUGCUUCCUGGAGUUUCAAUGUUCUGUGUCUAGUGUUUUUAUGUUGUGUAAACGUUAUUAAACUCUUAAUGUUAAACUAUCAUAUUGAGUAAUGGAUUGUUUCUAAAAAAUCCCA